AUGCAAGAAGAUAUCGUGAAGAAGUAUUCUACGAGGCCAACAGAUGUACUCAAGACUAUAUUAACCAACAUUACAGUAGAUUCUAUUCCCAAUCUUAGAGCUGUCGACUUCAGCUCAGGCCGAUUACUUAAGCCCGUCCUUGGACAUCUCAAGCUGAUCGUGGGCGUUUAUAAUCUAAAUUUGAUGGAUAGAAGAAGAUUCUCACUCCCGAAGACACUGUUUUCCAUCAUCAGCGAUGACGCGACGAUGUGUCAACCGGAUUUCGAAGUCACGUUAGCAAGAUUUGAUAUUAACUGCAACACGACAGUCACCCACAAGACUACGCUCAUCACCACCCACACUGCGGCAAGAACCGCUACCCAUAUCGCCACGACCACGCCCAUAUCCACCCAGAAGACCACGCCCAUAUCCAUCCUGAAGACCCCGCCCAUAUCCACCCAGAAGACCACGCCCAUAUCCAUCCUGAAGACCACGCCCAUAUCCACCCAGAAGACCACACCCAUAUCCACCCAGAAGACUACCCCCAUAUCCAUCCUGAAGACCACGCCCAUAUCCACCCAGAAGACUACCCCCAUAUCCAUCCUGAAGACCACGCCCAUAUCCACCCAGAAGACUACCCCCAUAUCCAUCCUGAAGACCACGCCCAUAUCCACCCAGAAGACUACCCCCAUAUCCAUCCUGAAGACCACGCCCAUAUCCACCCAGAAGACCACACCCAUAUCCGCCCAGAAGACCACGCCCAUAUCCAUCCUGAAGACCCAGCCCAUAUCCAUCCUGAAGACUACCCCCAUAUCCAUCCUGAAGACCCCGCCCAUUUCCAUCCUCAAGACCCCGCCCAUAUCCACCCAGAAGACCACGCCCAUAUCCAUCCUGAAGACCACGCCCAUAUCCAUCCUGAAGACCCCGCCCAUAUCCACCCAGAAGACUACCCCCAUAUCCAUCCUGAAGACCCCGCCCAAGUCCACCCAGAAGACAACGCCCAUAUCCGCCCAGAAGACCACGUCCAUAUCCGCCCAGAAGACCACGCCCACCACCAUCUUUACGACUACCCACAGAGCCACAAGCAUCAACACGGCUAAGAUAAUAGUAACAUGA
This is a messenger RNA of Penaeus chinensis, 1095 nucleotides long. RefSeq names its product putative GPI-anchored protein pfl2. Gene Ontology annotation, biological process: neuron projection development. Gene Ontology annotation, cellular component: plasma membrane. Bases 1 to 1095 code for a protein of 364 amino acids. The record is from RefSeq and is a predicted model, not a curated record. The transcript has 5 exons. Lineage: Eukaryota; Metazoa; Arthropoda; Malacostraca; Decapoda; Penaeidae.